GGAAGAGUGGGAUUGAAGAGGUUGACAUAUGAUUGAAGAGUAUGCCCCAAUGACAUACUCGUCGGGUCCUCCUGUCACGUGAGUUCUUUGCUUAUUCCUUUUCUUUCCUUAUAAUUUACUUUCAAAGCUUUUUUUAAUGAUGUAAUGCAACCAAUGGUUCUCCUCUUAAAGGAAUGAGAAGAAUAAUAAUUUCUACUAAAUUUUAUUUGCAAAUAUCAUUCAACGAGCGGGCCACCUUGUGGAUGGAUAUCCUUUUCUCCUAUAGUGUAAAAUUUCAUACAAUCACUUAAAAUAGCCAUUUAGCAUUUUUUUUUUCCAUUGUCAGCGAAAGAAGAACAAUAAGAAAGCAUACUCUUUGACAGACGAAUUUAACCAUCAAUGCAAAAGAAAUCAUUUUAUGCAUUCGAUUAAUAUGAGUUCGAUACACAGUAUUUUUAUAUCACUUGCAUUUCAUAAAUUUCCUGUUUACGUUAAAAUCACAUAAUUGAAGUGAUGCUGAACAUUACUUUAAUAUCUUCCACGAAUCCUAAGUCCGCACAUUGAAGUACCCACACUUCAAUCCUUCUUCUCCCUCCAUUCUAAGUACUACUGUUUCUCUCCCAACUACACUUCCAUACAUUCACAUGUUUGGCGCAACCAUCUCUUGGUUUUCAGGUGGGUGCACAAAACACAAAGCAAUCUCAGAGUCAAAGAAACACCGACUUUCCACCGAUUUUGAUUCUAUUAGUUUUAAUUAAACUUGCCGGUAUAACUGGACAAACCCAGAUUGAAACAACAUGGCUUCUGAUGGAUGAAUAAUUUUGAAGUUCUUUUCACUCGGCAAGACAUAAUUUAAUAUCCAAACACACAACUUACUGACAAUUGCUGUUAAACUUCUUUUUUCGGGGGACAUUAAAGAUGGGUGAGAAUGCUGCCACCAAUAACGACCAUAACCACCAGCACCGCCGCCACCAAAUUGGUGACAUGUCCAUUGAAAUGCUGCCUCCGUGUGUCUCCAGACGCUCUGACGACGAAGGCAGCCGCAAAAGAACCGGGAACGUAUGGACGGCCAGUGCAAACAUAAUAGUAGUGAUGGUAGGAACAGGAGUGCUUUCGCUGGCAUGGGACAUUGCUCAGCUGGGUUGGAUUGCGGGCCCUGCUGUGAUCCUAUUCUUCUCCCUUGUGGGCUACUACACCUCUUGCUUCCUCUCUGAUUGUUACCGCACCGGCGACCCUGACAAUGGUCAUCGUAACUCCACCUAUGUGGACUCCGUUCACUCGAUUCUUGGUGGAGCCAAAGUAAAAGCAUGUGGUUUUCUUCAAUAUAUAACCCUAUUCGGAAACGCCAUUAGCUGUAUCGUCGAAGCAUCUCUCUGCAUGAUGGCAAUAAAAUAUAUGAAUUGCUCCCACGAGAGUAACUGGGAGAACCGGUGCUACAUUUUAAGCAAUCCAUAUAUGAUCAUCAUCGCCGUCACAGAGAUUCUGCUGUCCCAGAUUCCAGAUUUCGAUCAAAUACGGUGGAUUUCUGUUGUGGCUGCUGUCAUGUUCGUCACUUACUCUUUAAUUGGUCUUGGCCUAGGAAUUGCCCAAGUUGUAGAUACUGGAAGUUUCAAGGGUAGUUUUAGAGUAAUAAGCGUUGGAGAUGGGACUGAAACCCAAAAGGUAUGGAGGAUCCUCCGAGCUGUUAGAGGUAUCGCAAAUGCGUACUCAUUUUCUCAGAUCCUCAUUGAAACUCAGGACACCAUCGGAUCUCCGCCAUCAGAAGCAAAGACCAUGAAGAAGGCCAUUUCUCGGAGCACCGCAGUGAUGACGACUAUCUACAUGCUAUGUGGCUGCAUUGGGUAUGCUGCUUUCGGAGAGGCCACUCCAAUAAAUUUUCUGAUGGAAUUGGCUUUUUACAAGCCAUUCUGGCUUCUCGAUAUUUCCAACGCUGCUAUGGUGAUCAAUCUCGUUGGAGCUUACCAAGUAAACAGCCAGCCGAUAUUUGCCUUCGUCGAAAAAUGGGCCGAUCAGAGAUGGCGUGGUAGUGAGCUCAUCGCUAAAGAGAUAAAGAUCCCGGUACCGGGCUUGGGCCAAUACAACAUGAAUCUCUUUAGGCUUGUUUGGAGGACGGUUUUCGUGAUCCUGACCACUGUGAUAUCGAUGCUAGUGCCGUUCGUCUUCAACGAAGUUGUGGAUAUCAUCAGCUUGGGAUUUUGGCCUUUAAUGGUCUAUUUUCCCGUCGAGAUGUAUAUUAGACAGAAAUCAAUUGACAGAUGGAGCCGUAAAUGGGUAUACCUGCAAAUGCUGAGCAUGACCUGUCUUGUGAUAUCGAUCAUGGCAACUGUGGGUUCGAUCCCCCAACUUAAGGACGACCUUAAGGCUAAUCGGCCAUUCGGGAUGAGCUACUAAAAGUGCAUGGACCUUUGGUUGAUCGGCCAUUUCAGAAGAAAAAAUUACUAUCAUGGAAGUUUCAAGUUUCAUUGUUUCGUAUGGAAUUACGAACUCUGUAUCUUAUAUCCAUUGCAUAGGAAUAUUUGCUUUUUAUGCAAGUGAUGGUCGCACAUUGUCCUUUUGUUUUAAAAGAAAAAAAAUCUGAAAAUUUCGGUUUAAGUCACCACGUUCAUGUACAUUGGGUUAGGCUCCAUUCAUGUGGUAAUAGGUGUGCCGGCCUC
Molecule: messenger RNA, 2633 nt
Organism: Eucalyptus grandis
Lineage: Eukaryota; Viridiplantae; Streptophyta; Magnoliopsida; Myrtales; Myrtaceae
Product: amino acid permease 4-like
Exons: 6
Coding region: 898-2370 (490 amino acids)
Cellular component (GO): plasma membrane
Source: RefSeq, a predicted model, not a curated record